UUAAUAUCGUCAUAAAUGUCAAUCAAAGUUUUCUGAACAUGUUUUAACAUCUGGGAAAAUAUAUCAAGCAUGCACACAAUAUCUGUAAAAUAACUGUAGUAAUGUAUUAAAACGAAGAAACUUUUCCGUCAAAUUACAUCUUUUAAGAGUGUUUUGCAUGACAAGUAUUUCCGUUUAAAGUUACAAUAAUUUAUUGAGACUAUUUUGGGAUUAAGAAGGAAACAAGUUCAUGAGCGAACGAUGAACAAAGAAAGUAAACAUCGAACCAUAGGUAUUAUUGGUACCGGAAAUUUUGCACAAGCAUUUGCAUGUCGUCUUCUACAGUCCGGAUAUGACGUCAUUCUUGGCAGUAGAAAGCCAACAGAACGCAUGGUUUCUAAUACACAUGACUGUUGGUGCAAUAUUAGUAUAACAACAGUUGAUGAAUGUAUCAAAAAUUCAAAUACGAUAGUUGUAGCAAUUCACAACAAACACUGGAGAGAUACGCUGUCUCCGUUUGUAGAGCUGUUAAAAGACAAAAUAAUAAUUGAUGUGUCAAACAAAAAAUGUCUCACUAAGGGUCCUUCUAAUGCGGAACAACUUCAGAAAUUACUUUCGCACUCUUUAGUUGUUAAAGCUUUCAAUGUAGUUUCAGCAUACGACAUGGAAAGUCAAACUUCCGGCGGAAGUCAUAAUGUAUACAUUGCAAGUGAUAACUUUGUUGCAAGGAAUACAGUUGCUGAUUUAUCACGAGAUUUAGGAUUUACACCGAAAGAUUAUGGUGUUUUGUGGAAUGCAAGAAAAAUCGAAAAAAAGCCAUUACAAUUAUUUCCUGAAUGGAAAUUUCCAAUUGGCUUUACAUUUCUAGUAUUUAUUAUAUGGUAUCUUUAUGCCAUAUUUAUUUAUUUUGUUGAAAAAACCAGCUACAGCUGGGAACAAAUAUUUGUGAAAGUAACAAACAAACCAUUGUGUAUGACAGCCUUUACAAUCCUGGCUUGUACUUAUUUACCCAGCUCUAUAGCGGCAAUAUUUCAGAUAUAUAAUGGAUCAAAACAUGUCAGAUUUCCAGGUUGGUUGGAUACGUGGCUUCGUACGCGAAAACAACUAGGCCUUAUCGCAUUCACACUAGCUUUUGUGCACGUUAUUAUGUCCGUGCUUAUCAUGAGCCCAACAUAUUUGAAGUCUUGGUAUCAUGAAACGGAAAUAGUUGUUCCGAAAAAUAUCACAAGUGAUCUUCAUUUCCCGAUAAGGACUUGGAUGACGUGGAAAGGAGAAGCCGCUUGUUUAGCUGGAAUUAUCGCUUUUCUUGGACUUUGUAUCUUAGCCGUAACAUCCAUUAAAUCCGUAGGCGAUCAGUUGAAUUGGAGAGAAUGGAGAUGCAUUCAAUCCAAACUAGGCCAUGGUGUACUUUUAUUGUCGCUUUGUCAUGUGGUAGUCAUGGGAUCUCCAUACUGGAUAAAAGCCGGUCCACUUAAAACUUUUCGCUCAAUAACAUUUCUCAGUUCAGUUUUACCUAUGAUAACAUUAUUUCUUAAGUUGUGUUUUAGUUUGCCUUUUAUAAGUGGUUAUGUGAAAAGAAUACGACAUGGAUGGGAACGAACAAGUAAAAGAUGUAAAGCUAAAUGUUCUGGAUUUCAAGGAACAAUACUGGAUACUAAAUACAAACCGAUCGUAAACGGAAAGAGAGAACUAAGUGGUUUUCGAACUUUCGAAGCUUCUUUGGAAGACACUGAUAUCGACAAUUGCCAAUGUAAUGGAGCAACCAAUUUGGUUUGAAGCCGAAAAUAAAUGUAUAUAUAUAUAAGACAGUUAUCACAUCGCACAUCAUCUCUGCUAACUUAAUAUUGUAAAUAUCAUUCUUUAAAUUAUCUAUUUAAUUGAAUAAUUGGACCCUGCGUCCGAUGUGUUCUUUUUGUGUCGAAAGGUUUUCGAUUCUAUGUCGAUUGUCCUUUGUACAUCUGUAUUUAUUUAAAUUUAAAAUAUAUUUGUAUAUCA
This is a messenger RNA of Mytilus trossulus (common blue mussel), 1974 nucleotides long. Its product is annotated as metalloreductase STEAP4-like. The record is from RefSeq and is a predicted model, not a curated record. Gene Ontology annotation, molecular function: cupric reductase (NADH) activity; ferric-chelate reductase (NADPH) activity. Gene Ontology annotation, biological process: copper ion import. The transcript has 2 exons. Gene Ontology annotation, cellular component: endosome; plasma membrane. Lineage: Eukaryota; Metazoa; Mollusca; Bivalvia; Mytilida; Mytilidae. Bases 241 to 1755 code for a protein of 504 amino acids.